Daldinia loculata is the source of this 1737-nucleotide messenger RNA. Its product is annotated as PRP3-domain-containing protein. Gene Ontology annotation, cellular component: U4/U6 x U5 tri-snRNP complex. Bases 168 to 1643 code for a protein of 491 amino acids. NCBI's taxonomy places the organism in Eukaryota, Fungi, Ascomycota, Sordariomycetes, Xylariales, Hypoxylaceae. The transcript is spliced from 2 exons. Gene Ontology annotation, biological process: mRNA splicing, via spliceosome. The record is from RefSeq and is a predicted model, not a curated record.
UAGACUUAGCGAGUGUGCAACUAUCAAAGCAGCUAAGGACCAAAGUACCUCCUAACUUGACCUUUGAGACAAGUGCAAGCUGGAUAGUAAUACUUCUUCUUUCUCCUGUUCUGGGGAACUACCAAAUGUAUUGCGUGUCGCUCCGGCCAAUAUUAUAAUCCUAUCUCAUGGAGCGACACGGCUCGCCAGGCCUUGGCCCGCGUAAUGAUGCUGGGUCUCGAGUACAGAAACCGGAGUCUGCUACGGACAAAGCCGCUAAGCUAGCAGCAUUGAAGGCACGCGUAUCAGCAGCUAUAGGAUCUACUAAGGCAAAGGGUGGUCUGAAUGUUGGUCUUCAUCCAGCGUUGGAAGAUAUCGGACAAUGGAAGCCUGGUGGUGGUAAGACCAACGACUCGAAAUCCGGAUUAGGCUCGCGAUCACGGAAUGAUGGCAACAAGGCACAACCGAAACACAAACCCCUCGAUCUAUCCGGCCCAUCGCAAGAGGAAAUCAAGAACAAUCCCUAUUUUGACGCGAGUCUAAGCGCUCCCGGCGCAAAACCGAGACAGUCGCGUCAACUCAUAUUCAACCAGAAAGGCAAAUACAUCCAGCAAGCGAAUGCGCUACGAAGGCAAGCAGCGCUCGAAGCUCUGAAGAAGAAGAUUGCGGCGGGCACGCGUAAGGUCGGAAUAGACGAGGACAAAGACGUCGAGAAGAACUUCGUGGUUGAAGCUCCCCCAGAUGUCGAGUGGUGGGACGAAGGAUUAAUAGACGGCAAGAACUACGACGACAUAGAAAACCCCAAGGUGCUCAAGAUCGACACCGAAGACACGAUAAUUACUAGAUAUAUCCAACACCCCGUCCCCAUCGAACCUCCCCAGGACAAGAACGUCCCCGCUCCGAAACCCAUGUACCUCACCUCCACGGAACAAGCCAAGCUGCGCCGACAGCGCCGAAUGGCCGACCUGAAGGAGGAACAAGCCAAGAUUAGACUCGGCCUAGUCCCUGCGCCGCCGCCAAAGGUCAAGAAGGGCAAUCUAAUGCGUGUCCUAGGCGAGGAAGCCGUCAAAGAUCCCACGGCCGUCGAAGCCCGCGUGAAUCGCGAGAUUGCGGAUCGGCACAACAAGCACGUGCAGACGAACGAGGAGCGGAGAUUGACCAAGGAGCAGAAGCACGAGAAGCUGGCUACGAACCAGGAGAAGGACGCGGCCAAGGGCUUGCAUAUGCUGGUGUUCAAGAUCAAUAGCUUGGCGAACGGUCAGCACCGGUACAAGAUUAGCGUCAACGCCGACCAGCUUGCUCUCACGGGGUUGGUCAUCAUGCACCCGAAGCAGAACCUGGUCAUUGCCGAGGGCGGCGAGUGGUCCAUCAAGCACUACAAGAAACUACUCCUGAACCGCAUCAACUGGACCGAGAACCUGCCAUCUCGCGAGAAGGACGCACAGAACGAGGCUUUGAAGGAAUGGCUCAAGGCCGAGAACGAAGAGGGCGAUUUAAAGGAUCUAGCCGAGAACCAGUGCAAGCUGAUCUUCGAGGGAGAAGUAAAGUCCCGCGCGUUUAGGAAAUGGGGUUCCAAGGUCUGCGAGACGGACAGCGAGGCGAGGGAGGUGUUAUCCAAGUCCAAGAUGGAGAACUUUUGGAAUCUCGCCAAGUCUACCCACUAAGUCAGAGCUAUCUACUACAUAAUAGUUAAAUUAAUCACAUGGUUUAGGCUGGGAGAUUGUGUAAUAAAACAUCGCGAAUAUUAAGAAGACUAAU